This is a messenger RNA of Bactrocera oleae (olive fruit fly), 4079 nucleotides long. RefSeq names its product defective proboscis extension response 17 (gene dpr17). Lineage: Eukaryota; Metazoa; Arthropoda; Insecta; Diptera; Tephritidae. The record is from RefSeq and is a predicted model, not a curated record. Gene Ontology annotation, cellular component: neuron projection membrane. Gene Ontology annotation, biological process: synapse organization.
GAAAUAUAAGAAAUUAAGAUAUCUGUCAAAUGGAGCAAAAUGGCGUCACAGCAUCUCUACAUCGCUAAUAGCAACUGCAUUUAAUCGGCAUUAGCGAAAAUGCUCUUACACUGCGUUGAAGACAUCUGAUGCGGUUUUAAUAGUGACUCUUUAACCUAGCAUAGCAAACAAUAAAACUGUGAAUUAAGUUUUAAAAAUGACAACUCUAUACCGAUAUUGACAGUUGUUGAGAUGAGAUUAAAGCAAGAUGAGGCAGAAAAACUGCAAAAGGUGUUCAAAAAUUGUGAUUUUUAUUCUCUUAGUACUCUUUAAAUGUGUUUUCUUGCUAUUAGCGUACAUACAAAUCGCCCAAACAUAUGUUGCCAACAAAAAGCUAUUUAUUACCUUUAUUACCCUCUCAUAACGUGCACAGCAGCCCACCAGUGGUGCUAAUGUGUAUAUUGGAAAUACAAGCAUUCAAAUAUAAAGAAAUGGUGACAAUUUGCUUGUUAGCAUUUUUGGAGUCCUAUAAGAGCACAUUAAAGUAACUGCUAAUUUGAAACAAAAAUAAAAAAAAAGUUGUUAACUUGACAAACUUUGCAAAACAUUCUUUAUAAAAAAUAUUAGAGGUACGCCUGUGAACUGUGAAAGCUCUCUUUAAAUUUUUGAGGUCUGAUAAAUUAUGAAUACGACCAGCAACAUGUAGUUUUUUGCACACUCAGUGACACAUUUCGCCCGUUAAUAAACAUCACAAAUUCACAGCGCGAAUAUAUGCCAAGGGGAACACAAAGGGGGACUGGCAAUUGUGGUCUACAAGUUUACAAAAAUCUCAAAUCUAACCAUGGAAAAAAUACAGAGACCAAGAAAUAUGAAGGACAACAACUUACCUUGCACCAGCAAGAAUUUCAGUUACUACAUUGGGUCCACUGCCAUCGAAAACACGGACAAUAUACAAGCGGUCAAUGACUUCAAUAGUAACUGCAAUUUCACUAACCAUCAUCAGAUUAACAAGAAUAUGAAUUCAUGCAAAAUAGUUUUUGUAACAUGGAAAUAUUUAUUAGCAUUCAUUUUGUUUUCCGCACUAUUGGAAUCGAAUUCAACGAUGGCUAAAUCACAGGAUGCAGCGAAACCUUUAACAGAAACUAAAAUAUCAGUGGUAGAUUCAUUGUCCACAACUGCGAAAACUGCUUUUCCACAAAAUACAACAACAACUCAGUCAAUAUUAACUGCGGCAAUAACUAAAGAUUUAGCAAAAACUGUUUAUGAACUACCAUCUGUAGCCAAGCAAUCAACUCCAAUUUCAUUGCCAUCAACUGUAGCAACAAAACAGCCUUCAUCAGCAUCUGACGUCCUUUUGAAAGGUUUUUCGUUACCUACAUUUAUACCACCACUAUCGCCAUUUGCUAUAGACGAAUUCACAGCGUAUUCAUCGGCAACACCUUCUUUAAAAGCACUAACAUCAAGCAUGACUUCGGAAACCCCAGACGACCAACUUUAUAUCGCCGCCUACCAACAAAACAGACGUCGCCCAAACUUUUCUGUGACAACAAAAAACAUUACCGUUCAAUUGGGAAAUCACGCCUAUUUGCCAUGCAACAUUCCGCGCAUUUUGAAUAAACCAAUUUCAUGGUUACGCCUUCGCGAUGGACAUAUUCUCUCCGUCGACCAAGCAACUUUCAUUUCUGACCAGCGCUUUCAAUCUAUUUUUCAAGGCCAGAGCGAUAGCACUUGGUCGCUGCAAAUCAAAUACGUACAGGAAAGCGAUGAAGGCUGGUAUGAAUGCCAAGUGCCCACCGAACCGAAAAUGAGCGCUAAAAUCUAUUUAGGAGUGGUGGUACCGCACACUGAACUUAUCGGCGAUCGGAAUCGUUUCGUGAAGACGGGCAGCAGAGUGGCAUUGCAUUGCAUUGUUCGUGAUACGCUUGAACCACCAACAUACAUUAUCUGGUUUCGCGGCAAAACACAAAUCACAAAUGACAACGAACAGGGUUGGUACACAGAAAUCGAUCGUACGAUAUUCGGUAAUGCUGACAGCAGUAGUAAUACGAUCGGCUCGUUAAUAAUACCAUGCGUUCGGAAGCAGGAUUCGGACACCUACACUUGUGAGCCAUCGAAUAGUGCUGCCGUAACCGUUGACCUUCACGUGCUUAGUGGAGAGUAUUCUGCAUCGGCAAUAAUGUCAGCGGCAGGCUCCUAUCGGCUUAGUAAAUCCAUUUUCACGUGCCAUUUCUCUUUUCUGCUGCUACUGCAGGCCAUGGGAAAAACGUGACUGCAUUGUAAUUCGCCACACGUUACGAAAGAGCAUUUCCUUACCCAUCGUUUAUUCCCAUUACCAUGUGAAGCUUUAUUUUUUAAAGAAUAAAAUAUGAUAAUUAAGUUAAGUAAAUAAAUGUAUUUACAACAGCAAUCAUUAAUACCUAAGUAUUAUAAACAUUGUUGACAGUAUUAAAGUAAAAUUUCAAUUCGUGAAAAGCAAGACGGGGAAACAAAGUUGUGAAACUUCAAUAAGUAGGUUAUUAGCUCAACUAAUUAAAUUUAAGAUAUUUAAGCACUAAGUAAGCGUUGAAUAACUUGUAGUAUUAUACAUGCAGUCAACAGCUAAAAACUACAUCUACAGUCGAAGUCGAAAACAGAAAUUGAAAUAUAUUAUAAAAAAUUCUGGUUGUAUUAACUGCUAAUAAAAGCCGCAAAUUCGUUGAAAAUUAAAACUAUAAUAACUAUAAUUUAAAAUAUAUUAAAUAAAUUAAAACAUGUACAUUAUUAUAAUUAUAUAAUUAUGUUUUACUCUUUCUUAUUUCUAAUAAUCUAUGCUCAGAUAUUAAACUUUUAUACGAAAUAAUCUAAAAUUUUAACAUACAAAAGCCAUGCCAAAUACUUAAACAGUUAUCAUUUUAUCAUACGUAUCCUGUCAUGCACGUUCGUCACAAGUAAAAGGGAAAAAACAACUUUUAGCAACAAUCGUAGGUCAUCUCCAAGCUAUGUACAGGUUGGUUGAAAACUUUCUGCGCUCGAAAUGAAAACAUACUAUUUUUGGUAAGAAAUAUAUAUCUUUUUCAAUAUAAUCUCCCUUAACUUCAAUACACUUAUUCCAAUGAUCCUCCAAUAAUUUUAUGCAAUCCCUAUACGACCCUAAUAGCUUCUUCAUUCGACGAAAAACGCUUUCCACGAGGAAAUUGCUUCAGGUUUCUGAAGAGGUAGUAAACGCUAGGAGCCAAAUCUGGACAUACGGUGGAUGCUCAAGCAAUUCGUACUUUAAAACGUUAAAUUUUGUCAUUGCUACAACAAUAAAUGGCUGUAAUAAUAUUCAGAGUUGAUUGUUUUACCUUUCUGUAGAUAAUCAAUCAACAAAAUUCUUUUUGCAUCCCAAAAUACUGAUACCAUAGCCUUCUUUGCUGAUCGUUGUGACUUCACCUGCUUUGGAGCUGAACAACCAGCUUCAGUUCACUGUAAACGUUCUUUAUUUCAAUUUAGGGUCAUGGUGGUAGAUCCAAGUCUCAUGCAUAACUAUAAAACGAUGCAAGGAAUCGGUCUUAUUCUGCUUAAAAAGCUCCAAAUGAUGCUGAGAAAGUUGUUUUCAAUUCAGUUUUUGUUAAAUUGUUAACGUAUGCGACACUAACAAACCAAACAGCUUUCUCAUAUGUAAUUCUUCAUGUAAAAUAUGAAGUAUUCGUUCAUCUGAGAUGCCUAUGACAGUAGCAGUUUCACGCUUAGUCAAACUUGGAUCUUCACUAGCACUAUUAUGAACUUACUCAAUCAAGCCUAGUACGACCACGUUUUAAUUCACCAGCUCUAAAUUCAACGGUGCGAUUUGAAGUUGAGGACUUUUUAUAUACUUCUAACAAUUGUUCAAAAAUCUCCUUUGUUUUUAAAUCUUUCAAAACAAAGAGUCUAAUCACUGCGCGAAAUUAAAUUGUUUCCACGUUAAAAAAAUAACCUGACACGUCAACUUCAAAUGUCUUGUAAACAAGGAAUUAUUUGACAGAAUGACUAGUAACUUUGCAUGUGUUCUUUUCAACCGACCUGUAUAAUACGGAUGAUAUCAGCCUCCAUACGAGUGUCUUUCAAUUAAGGGUGAAAUAAUCGAUAGUAAGUAAAAUAUU